Effrenium voratum is the source of this 1546-nucleotide messenger RNA. The record is from the annotation of a GenBank genome assembly. NCBI's taxonomy places the organism in Eukaryota, Dinophyceae, Suessiales, Symbiodiniaceae.
AGGGUGCCUUCCGGAGAACCCCGCCGCGCCAUGGCCUUCCGGCUGCUCAGCGGUGAGGCGAUCCGCUGCGAGGCGGAGCUCGGGAGUCUGGGCGCGGAGGUGUCGGUGCAGGCGGCCAGGGAGGUGCUGGCGCGGCACCUGGAGCUCGAGUCUCGGCAACGGGUGCGCCUGGUGACCUCCAAAGAGCUGGAGGAUGGCGACGUUUUCAUCAUGGAGGACAGUUGCGCGACGGUGCAGAUCAUGCCGGACCCCUUGGAGGCGAACUUCGCGGAAGCCAUGGGCCUGGAGCAUUUCGCGGAUGCCCUGCAGGUUAUGGAGGGACUGCGGCACCCCAACCCCAACCCCACCCCAAGCCCAACACUUGGGGCGGGGCGGGGGGUUUGAGGGCCCCACCGCCACCGGGGCGCGUGAGAUGGAGCAGCUGCAGCUGCGGAGCGCGCAGCUCCAGGAGCUGCCGCGCGGCCUGGGCAAGCUGCAGCAGCUGCGGGAGCUGAGCCUGAGUGCAAACAAGCUGCAGCAUCUCCCAGAAGCGCUGGGCCAGCUGUCGCAGCUGCGAGACCUCAGGGUGGACUCCAACAUGCUCAUCUCGCUUCCGGAGAGCAUCGGGGAUUUGCUGGCCCUGAAAGAGCUGCACCUCAGCAGCAACGAGCUGCGGGUGCUGCCCGCGACCAUCGGCCGCCUCCGGAACUUGGAGACGUUGAACCUUUUCCACAACAGCAUCGAGUCCUUGCCCAACAGCCUCUGCGAGCUUCGGCUGCUGCGGCGCCUGCAUAUGGGCUCCAACAGCCUGCGGGAGCUACCGCCGGACCUGGGCCGGCUGGAGCUCCUGCAGGAGCUGUACCUAGCCAACAACCAGCUGCAAUCGCUGCCUGAGAGCUGCGUUCGGUUGGUGGAGUUGCUGUUGGUCCAGCUGGACAGCAACCCUUUGACGCACCUUCCGUCGGCCAUGGGAGAACUGAAGGCCCUUCAAGAGCUCCAUGUGGGCAGCGCACGACUUACUGCACUGCCAGAGAGCAUAGGCGAGCUGUCGCAGCUGUCGCAGCUGUACCUGGCUGGGAACGAGCUGCGGAAUUUGCCGCAGAGCUUCUGCUGUGGCCUGCAGAAGCGCGGCAACGGCCUCGAGCGGCUCGAAGAGAGCUUUGGGCAGCUGCAGCAGAUGCGGAAGCUGUUUCUGGACUUCAACCAGCUCAAGGAGCUGCCAGACAGCUUCGGCCAGUUGAGCGCACUGGAGGAGCUUCAUCUCAAGGAGAACCACCUCACCCAUCUCCCGGAGAGCUUCGGGGACCUCGCGAAGCUGCAGGAGCUGAGCCUGCGCUGCAACUACCUGAAGACUCUGCCCGAGAGCUUCGGCCGCCUCACCGAGCUCAGGGAGCUGAGUCUCAGCUUCAACCCCCUGGAGUAUUUGCCCCAGAGCCUUUCCCAGCUCGUGAACCUGGAGGAGCUGCACCUCCAGACAACUGCGCUCACGCAUCUCCCGGAGUGCGCGCUGCAGCUGAAAGCGGAAGGCACCAUCAUCGUCUGGUCCGACCUCUGAGUUAUUUGCGAC